UAAUGUGUUUGGAAGCUGUUUUUCUGUUUUUGGUUUGAAGAAGUCUUUUAAUAUGACAUAAAUGUAAAUUAUUUUCAUGUUUUUAGGAGUAUUUAAUGUUUUUAUUUUCAACAUAUAAAACAAAGGGAAACUUCGUAAAAUCUCAUUGAAUUUAUACUUUUUUUUAAAUCUCAACUGUUGUGUACCGAUUAAUCCUCGUACAGUACAUUUUCCCAUUUCUUUUUCCUGUUUGGUGCCGGGGACUUUUCCUCUCCGAUCAGAAAGACAAGGUUCAACCAGUGGCAUUAGCUCUACUGAAAUUGAGUGCCAAAUUCUCCAGUAUGUUAUGGGUAUGAUUUUUGCACAACCAAAAGUGCACAACUUUUACACAACUUGAAAUUAGGGUUUCCACUGCUUCAUCGACUAGCUUCUUGUUCUUUGAUUUUCGAAGCUUAGCAAGUGAAUUAGCAUCUGAUGAGGCUUUUGCGGCUGAGCUUCUUGUUGUCUUUAACUUCUGGUCUCGCUGCAAUCGUCAUCUACAUCACUGGUUUCUCCACUCUCUACGGCAAGUAUCAGCCUUCCGAUGAAGAUUUUGAAGCCUUGCAGUCUUUGCAGAGCGAUUUCCAGAAGUGUGUGAGUGCAAAUGGAUUAGGUUUACAAGCUGUGCGUGGUAAAGAUUAUUGUGAAGUCACGAUAGACUUCUCGAGCGACACUGUCCCCAAAUGGAGAGAUCCUAAAACUCGUGAACUAGAAGGGUUAUCAUUUAAUUUUAAUUUGUGUGAAGCUGUCGCUACAUGGGAACAGGUGCGGAAUAGUACCACAAUACUCACCAAGGAGUUCAUUAAUGCUUUACCAAAUGGAUGGGAGGAAUACGCAUGGCGCAGGAUCAAUAAGGGAAUACUUCUCAACCGCUGUGAGAAUAAGACGCUAUGCAUGGAGAAACUUUCACUGGUACUCCCUGAAAUGCCUCCAUAUCUUCCACGGCAAUUUGGCCGGUGUGCUGUUAUUGGUAACUCGGGAGAUCUUCUGAAAACUAGGUUUGGGAAGGAGAUAGAUGGUUAUGAUGCUGUUAUUAGAGAAAAUGGUGCUCCAAUUCAGAACUAUUCAGACUAUGUGGGCAAGAAGAGUACAUUUCGUCUCCUCAAUAGGGGAUCUGCCAAAGCUCUUGAUAAAGUUGUGGAGUUAGAUGAAAUGAGGAAGGAGGCCUUGAUCAUUAAAACAACAAUUCAUGACAUUAUGAACAAAAUGAUACGGGAAAUUCCAAUAAAAAAUCCUGUAUAUCUCAUGUUAGGUGCAUCCUUUGGUUCAGCAGCAAAAGGAACUGGGCUGAAGGCUCUUGAAUUUGCUCUGUCUAUUUGUGAAUCCGUAGAUAUGUAUGGUUUCACUGUGGAUCCCGGUUAUAAAGAAUGGACUAGAUAUUUCUCCGAAUCUCGACAGGGUCAUACUCCUUUGCAUGGUAGAGCUUACUAUCAAAUGAUGGAGUGUUUGGGACUUAUCAAAAUCCAUUCUCCCAUGCGAGCUGAUCCAAAUCGUGUUGUAAAAUGGGUACCAAGCCGUGGCACAAUUAGAGCCGCUAGAAUCGCAUCAGAGAAAUUAUUGACGAGGGUUGGAGCAGGGUCUGGAGACCCAUUAGCCGCAUGCUCAAUUAUUAAGGAGAGAGUUGAGAGAAAGCCUAUCGCAUUGUCAAACCUCAGAAAGGCUGCUGCUGACCAUCAAAAAUUUGUGAAGGGCACAACCAUGUACCCUUUGGAGCAGAGUCUCGGACAUGGGGCACUUUGCACAGUGCCAGCAAAUCGAAUCACCUAAAUUGUUCCCCUACCUAUAAAUAUCAUGCUUUACACGAUUUUUUUAUGCGAAGAGAUAAUCGAGAGAGCCUAUUCCUUUCUUGAGCUUAA
This is a messenger RNA of Alnus glutinosa, 1874 nucleotides long. RefSeq names its product sialyltransferase-like protein 2. Bases 454 to 1785 code for a protein of 443 amino acids. The record is from RefSeq and is a predicted model, not a curated record. Lineage: Eukaryota; Viridiplantae; Streptophyta; Magnoliopsida; Fagales; Betulaceae. Gene Ontology annotation, molecular function: sialyltransferase activity. The transcript has 13 exons.